UGCAGCUGUAUGCGCGCUGUCUACCGCAACCUCCAACGUCCAGGACGUCUUGUCUGUGAACGGUGCAUCUAGAGAGGGGAGUCAUGUCGGACGGUAUUCAGAUAACGAUUCCUGACUUCGACGAGGAUGACUACAGCUCAACUCCCAUCUUCGGACGGACGCAAGGUAACAGCCUCUGGGGAAACGCGAGCUCAGGGCAAGACUCGCCUACCAUCCUGACUCCUUUGGCUCUUCCCGAACGUGCCGAGAAGUCCUAUUUCCAUUCUCGAGGCGACUCCACUACCUCAGAGGACUCGGUACACUCGGUGCAGAACAGCAGUCGGAAAGUCAAGUCGCCGUUCGCGCAUUCCACACAGGUCUCCUUCACUACCUCCAACACCAGCGGUGGUGGAUCAUCCUUCGCGAAGAAGACAUCCUUUGCGUCACUCCGGAAUGCAUUCAGCAAGAAGUCUACGGACCCUGCUCCUCCCGUGCCAGUGCUGGAUCACCAGGCCUAUCCUCCGUCGCACGCUAGCCCGCCGCAGUUCCGUCCUUCUACGCCAGCUUCCACAGAGUCAAGGACCCGCGCAUUCACAUCCGGCUCUAUAUUCCACUAUUCAGAUGCUGGCAGCGAUCUUGGACAUGGUUUCGCGCCCUCCACGCCUCCUCCGGUACCUCGCAAACCGAACGUCUUUGGUGGAAUAUCCCCGCUGGAGGUGUCACGAUCUAUCUUCGACAUAGAGGAUAAGAUCAAUAUGGAUCCACGAACACCGUCGGACUACGCUUUGCACGCCAUCUUCAUCCGAUUCGCUGCCUCAGGCGAACAACACAUAGAAGAGUUCCUGCGACAGCCGGUGGAUCGCGACGCUCUGUUGACGGAGUUCAUGGGACCAGGCGUGGAUACGAAAUUGGACGAGCUCUUAACUUCGCUGGGGAAGAUCGCCCAUAAGCACGCGAAACCAGUAGUCGAGUCCGUCAUGCGCUGGCGGAAGUCGCAAAACGAUGGCGUGGACGAGAGGCUUGUACACCAUCAUCUUUCGCAACCAUCCGGCAGCGCGCGAGUCGCACGAGUGCAAGACAUCUCGUCGGUGCUCAUGGAGCGAAAGGCACUCGCCUCGAUUUACAUCAUGUGUCGUGCCUUACUAGCUGCAACUCUUUCAAUGGCUAAAGACGGGCUCGGUGAAGCUGUCGGACAGAGCCUGGAGGAGCUGACUUUCGAGCAAUUCAAGAGACCGGAUGUUAAGAUGCUCACUCAGUCUGCGAAUCACCGAAUAAAUGCAGAGCUUUAUGCGAGGCUGUUGGGCCAGAUUGCCAAUGUCCGCUUUGAAAGCGUCACAGAUCGCUUCUUGAUCGAGCUUAAGCCGGUGGCAGCAGGUCUGGUUCCCAAAGACGCGGACUUCAAAUUUGAAAACCUGGUGCAGGGUCUCAAGCAUGUGCAAAUCAAGGUGUGGCCACCUGAGGCUUUCGAAGAAGGCGCAGACUUCAUGGCUUCGCUGUCUAAGUCGUUUGAAAACGCGCACGGCAAUCGCCUCAAGACGUCCUUCGCAGAAACCCUCGUUUAUAUGCUCCAUCCAAUAGCUAAGACCGCUCAGGCGGAGGUCAAUCACCCGGAGUGGGCGAAGGCGAUGGAAGCCAUCUAUCCAAGAGCAAGGGACAUGAUGAGCAAGCCUAGAUAUUGGCAUGUCGCGUAUCCAUUGGCAGUGACUACGCUAUGCGUUGCCCCGCAGGACUUCUUCUCCAAGAACUGGAGCGCAUGCCUUGAGGCUGGCCUCGGCAAGCUUAAGGAAAGGAUGUACCGCACACAAGUGUUGAACGCAGUCCUUCGCCUCCUGUGGACAUACCUAUAUCGGUGUAACGAGCCUGCAUCCACGACAACCUCGAAAGUGGAAUCAAUCCUCAGGUAUUUCUUCCCCGCAAACCGGCUCAACAUCACUCCUCAGGAAGAGCACCUGGAUCCUUUCGUUUACAUGAUACACUUCGUACUAUCUCGGCACUUCGAAUCCGGAAGCGAGAUGUGUCUCGAGCUCCUGCAGGAACGCAACGUCACAGCUCAAUCAGCCAGUCUCUCCAGCUCACUGGCACCAGAGCGGAUAGCCAUCGGCACGCGGGCCGUCUUGCUCUCACUUCACGUUAUGGAGAGAGAGGAACCAACCCCUUCUUGGCCGAGUUCCACCGAUUUCACGCAGUUGCCCAGCCAGGAGGACUACCCACUGUCUGCGGAACCCUUGCCCUCGUCGCUAAUGUUGAAGACAAGCUGGGCCGACUUCCUCGAUCGCUGCAGCCUAUGUCUGAAGUUCUUCGCCCUGAGCUGCUUCCAGGCCGUCGGUAAAAUGUCCGCCCUAGAUGAGCAAUGGUCGGCGACACGCCUCAGUCCGACAUACGAGGAUGCCCACAGCUUCACUAUACGGCGACAUCCCGAAGGAUCCGUUGCAUACCCGAAUCAAUUGGUUGCUCAUAUCAGCAUUCUGCAGUCGGUGUACCAGUCGUGGCCGCGCUGUCUGCACUCCUCUCUUGCCGUCGAGGAUGCUUAUGACAUGCUGAUACGAGGUAUCAUCCACGUCGAACCAGCAGUGGGCGAGGCCGCCACUCAGGCUCUGCAGCGGUUCAUGAACGACCCUGCGCAAGCCUCUGCCUUGCUGUCCCGCUUCUCCGCCUUCUUGUUCGAUCCGACGCUCAUGUGUAGCGAAGGACCUGGGCUCAAGUUGAACGUCGAGAGCUCGCGGCUGGUGACCCUUUGGAUCACUUUUGUCGAUCAGUGGAUCUACAGGAUCAAGCAGACCCCCAAAGAGGAGCUCACGGAUGAGGACCUGGAAGCCAUAAUUUCCCGUGUGGAUGAGAUCGAAGCGGGGGCGUUGUUCCUACUGGCACAUUACCGGCGCGCCGUUUACCUCAACGGUGUCAGGGCUGUCCGUCUUCUCCACAUCCUACAAGUACAUCUCCAGUCGACACUGGUGUCGCGUUAUGACGGUCGCACGCCGACAUCUUUUCACAUCCUCACGGCGCUUCACGACGAACUUGGUCCAGCUGCAUAUCUAGAUGCAUAUGAAGACAUGAUGGACACAACCGAAACGACACGUCUGGAGCAGUUGAAGAAGGCGCCCCGAGGGGAGAUAGCGUUGCGAUUGGCCGAGAGUGACUCGGAGCAGGACCGGAAAAUAUGGGUGCACGUAUUCCCUGCCUUGCUCAGACCUUGCAUGGAGGGCAUGCCACGCGUCCUCGUUACAUUCCGAGAACAGAUCGUUGCGGCGACAAGCCGAUACCAUCAAAAUGUCGUACAGCUAGCAGGGGUACAGAGUAAGAUGCCGAUGAACCUGCCGCCGAGGUCCGGUUCACACGGCGACAAGGAUACGUCCAAAUCGCUCAGUGACCACGGGCGGGUCAUUCUGCAGUGGCACGCUUGGAUCAAGAUACUGUCCGCGACUGCUCAGGUGUCUGACGUCAGGCCAACUGUGAACUAUCCAAUGCGCGAUCACUCGCGCGCCAGGUCUGAGGCGAACUUCGAACGUGACCAGAUGGUGACCACUCGCGACAUGUUCAAGUAUCUCAGCCAGUUCCUCGAUUCGGAACUUUCCACUUUCCGCAACAUCGCCGUGUCAUGUAUCAGUUCUUUCCCCGCACGAGCGUACUCCCAAUUACUCGAGGAUCUCAAUAUACUUGCUUCCCGGCAAUUCUACGACGAGCGACCUAAGACCACUGCGGCACCCGCGGGAGGGGCCCGUGCACGUCGUCAAGAAGGGUUCCACACGGCUGUGGCAGGCAUCUACCACUUGACUGCUCAUCUCUUGCAAGAACAACGGUCGUCUGGCAAACAAACCGCUUUGGCACACGUGCUGAAGUACAUCCGGAAUAUGCAAUCGUUCUUAGCUGCUCCCGAGCAUCGCGACGUCUUUUCUCUCCAAAGAUUACGACGCUAUUUCUGUGGCACCGUCGAAAGAUUAUUUGACGGACUCGCGACGCUCAACGAUUCAGAUCGCUUCAUCCCUGCUCACAUGCAUCUAUCUCUGUACCGACUUUGCGAAGAAUGGUGUCAGUUGGGGAAACAGUCGGAGACAGUGACCAGACGAAUCGUGCUCAUGCAGACCGCCGCUGCCAAAUUCCACAUGGACCCUACCGACCAAGCAGAGAGUAUCCGGAGCUUCCAGCUAGAAACACGAGCGUUGUCCAAUGCUGCCGUAGGUGCCAUGGCGGCUUUGUGUCACAAAGCCUUCUAUCCCCCUGAUCAUACAUCUAUGUCCCCAAUGGAUAAGUCCGUGUCGGACGAUGAUUUGAAGCCGCUGCACCCAUCUGCAACUCUCGAUCGCCUGACUGCGAUUCUAGCUUCCUUCCAUGAGCCUAAUCAGGAGGCUGGCAAGAAGGCUCUUCGGUCGCUCUUGGUACACACACCGCCUGACAAGCGCUUAAUGGACGAGGUGCUCGUCAGAGCAUUCGUGACUACGCGACAACUGGGCACCAGUAACGAACGCUUCUUCGCCGUCGUAGCGGAUGUCAUCAGCGACCCUGCAAUUGUGCAUGGUUUCAGCUUCAGUCAAGCUGUAUGCCUGGGUCUCUCUAACUUGUGUCACCCGCUUCUGGAGAUCCGCCGUCGUUCGUUCGCCAUACUGGAAGGGAUUCACCAGCAAUACUCCGGCCUUCUCCCUUUGAUGCGAUUCGAGGCAGCAGUUUGUAGUGCUUCGCCCAGCGCCUACCUCCAUGCUCAUCGAUCGAUUUCCGACGUUCUUGCAGGAGAGCAUCCUGAACAGGCGCCUCACAUACUUGCUCAAUUCUCUGAGUGGAUCCCGCGUGUUUUGGACGGUAACGCCCAAGGCAGUCCGCUCAUUUUGUUGCAGACGCUGGAGCACUGGUUUUCGGGUAUCGAACUCAUCGAUGAUUCCGAGGAAUCUGGGUUGUCGCGAACUGGCCGUUCAGUGGUAUUCCACAUGAUGAAGCUCACCUCCCAAUACGUCGAGCAUUACGCCGAACAGAUCUUGGUAUUGUGGUCACGACUAGUGGACGAUCCUCACUGGCAUAACGGCCUAGCUGUCGUGAAGUAUCUGCUGGACCUGUCACCCAAGGUCGGGAAUGCACCGUUCAUCAAUUGCUCGGCGAAGGUCAUCGCGUGCUUAGUGCAAAGCGCGAUUGGCAAAGAUAUCUUCAUCAAUAUCGCCGGUUGUAUACACCCGACGCGGAUGAUUCCUGUCUAUGAUCACAAAGUCAAGCAGCUCGACGCCCAAGAGAUCGAAGAGUGGUCCGACUUCGACAUCUUGUUCUCCGGUCAGCCGAGACUCAACCUGACGCAGUCACAAUUCGCCCUUCUCUUCCUUUCGGAUGCAACGUUGGAUCGUCACUGGGAUCUGGAGCAGCACAUUUGCUCAUUGCUUCAUGCGUUGUUUGUGCAUAUCGAUGACGUACAGCCCUUGUUGCAGCGACGAUGUCGACACAUGCUCGUUCAGCUCCUCCGUUGCUGCAUUUCGGGCUUCGACGAGGUUGCUGACCGUUCCUUAUACCGGACACAUUCCGAUCUCAAGGCUGCCCUGCGUCGAAUCGAACAGGAGCUUGACAUGGAGCUGCGACCAGAUCGACAAACGUCGACGGAGGCGGACGCCAGGCUCGAACGAUUAUCGAGCGCCGUUCUGGAUCUCAUUGAACCACUGUACCCACGAAUACGCAUCGAUUGGGGGGCUUGGGCGGUGACCUGGGGUACGGCUUCCGUGAAGCGCGAGAUAGCCCACCGAUCCUUGCAGUUGUAUCGUGCCCUCUCUCCACCCGUCAGCCCAGCGGAUCUCGCAGCUUUCUUAGGACGCCUCGGUAGCUCCAUCGCAGAAGCAGAGCCUGGCAUUAGCAAGUUCAAUGUCGAGAUGAUCAGCACGUUGAAGGCUAUGGUGUCGUGGGGCACGCUUGAUCCCUCAUUGAUCCCUGUGCUAUUCUGGUGCGCCGUCGCUUGCCUAUCGACGACGGUGGAAGAUGAAUUCCUUCAUGCACUCAAGCUACUGGACGCCUUGUUGGGUAGGUUGGACUUGGACGACCCGGAAAUCAUGCAGGCUCUUUUGGACCAUAAGCCAGAAAAAUGGCAGGGCCCCUCGUCUUUGCAGCCGUGUCUACUCACUGGAUUGCGCGCUUCCAGUACAGCAGCUCCAACAUUCAAGUUGCUGGAACGCCUCGCGAAGGUCAACGAUGCCAGGUUCAUAGAUCCGUCCGAGGGCCGCGUCCGCGAUCUCUAUGUCGUCGCACUACCCUGCUGUCUACAAGCUAUGAUCGAUGGCAAGCAGGAUGCAGACCUUCAAGAAUUCGCCUUGAGCAUCGGUCGACUAGCGGAGAAAGAGGCACGCCCCAGUAUUGACCGUAUCAUGACCUCCUUUGCCAAGAGUCGGUUCCGUACAAAGGAAGACUUCCUGCGGGAGUCCGUCGCCAGCCUUCGCGAACACUAUGGCUCGGGUCACUGGACAAACGUGAUUACACUCCUCAUGGGCCUCGUCUUGAACAAGGAACAAUGGUUGCGCAUAAGCACUAUGCAGAUCUUGAAGGUCUUGUUUCAGCAGCGGGAAACGCGGCGCCCAGUGGACCUACUUGGCUCGGAACUCCUGAUGCCUUUGCUGCGCUUGCUCGAGACGGACCUCGCAUCCCAGGCGUUGGACGUUCUUGAUGAGCCAAUGCAGAUAUCUGGAGGACCAGCGGCGAAGCACGUCCUGCGAAUGAGUUUAUAUACGCAUUUGCGUGCCGAUGCCAAGGAGGUCGAAUCUGUCGCAGAAAUCUUCGGAAUCCCGCAAGAGUCUGGCUGGUGCGUCCCGCACUGUGACGCUCUCCGCAAGACGUGCAAGCAGAACCUCUACGCCCUCCGGCUUGUCGUGCAUCCGUAUGAUCCAGACUUGCCGCUCUCGCAGACCGAGUACCCCGAGAUAACCUCGCCGUACGACGAGCAACUCCACCCUGAAGACGACCUUGGGGAGAUGGUGCAGAACCUCCAUGAGCUUAGUGCCUUCUUCAAGGAGGAGCGGCCUGCUGUCCCUGAUGCCAACAGGCAGCUGGAAGCUCGUGUCGCUGCUAUCUUGGCCAAAUCAUCCGACGCUACCGGCGACGUCCCACAGACACCCUUCGCUGAUGUUUUCGACGUCGAUGCCAUCGAGCCGGCGUCUCCAUACGAAGAUUCGGAUGACUCUGACGACGAUACUGGCUCUGACCUAUUCGAGUUCGAUUCCCCUUCAAUCCCUCAUUUCACGUCGAAUACCACACAUCACUAUUGACCCUAGACCUGUUCGUUCGUUUGCCAUUGCUUUGUUGAUGUUCGCUGGUUUGUCGUGCACUGUACUCUACCCCGUUCAUAACGUAUCCUUAUGUCUAUAUGUCGCACCGGGACUUUCAGGAUGGCACAUGUACAAUUCGAAUUCUUCGUCGCUCAUGUCGCGUUAAUCACAUCCUCACUUACGUAGCUCGCAAUUG
Messenger RNA from Fomitopsis serialis, 7392 nucleotides. RefSeq names its product cell morphogenesis N-terminal-domain-containing protein. Gene Ontology annotation, biological process: cell morphogenesis. Lineage: Eukaryota; Fungi; Basidiomycota; Agaricomycetes; Polyporales; Fomitopsidaceae. The record is from RefSeq and is a predicted model, not a curated record. The coding region runs from base 84 to 7196 and encodes 2370 amino acids. Gene Ontology annotation, cellular component: site of polarized growth; cell cortex. The transcript has 11 exons.